GUCUCCUGCUCAUCAGCCCAGGAGAUCAAUGCAAGGUGAAGAGAGCCCCUACUUCUGCUCAGGAAGUUCCAUCAUCUCCACCCCUAGAUUCAACACCUCCUUUCACGUCAAGCAGAUAGUUUAUCCGUCAUGCAGAAUAAAUGAUUUUCGCAGCCAUAGUCACCCUACUCGCCCUGCAUCAGAGUUCAACUACAGGAGUCCGGAGGCACCUUCCCGCAGGCAGCAGUCAGCAUGUUCUGCGGCCACCUCAGGCAGUCAGGCUUGCUACAAGACUUUCCAGGACCCCAUGCAGAAGACUUAUAGCGGAGACUUGCUCCAAAGACAUUCUCAGCACUUUACCCAGGACAAACCUUUCACCCCCAAGACUCUGAAAUCAGAUAAGAGUUCAUACCUCUCCAACUACAGCUAUUACAGAGCUCCACGAAGGAACCCAAACCAGGACUGCAUCAACCCCAGACUGAUUCGACAGGAGACCUAUCAAGGAACCACACAAACCAAGGAGCGUUCAUCAGUGGAAUUGGACGAUUUACCUCAGGUAAUUAGUACUGAGCAUGAGUGGUCUGAGGAUGAGCUCAGCGGCCCAAAUCUCUCAGUAUCUAGACAGCACAACCAGACCAACAAGGGUAGAAGCAGUGGUUUCUUUCGCUCCUCAUCAAGGAUCUCACCAGAGAUCUUUGAUGGAAGUCUCCUUUCAUGAUGAGUGUGUCUGCAGUGGAAGAAGAAUUAAUGUACCUUGAAUUCAUUUCUGAUGUAACAGAGGAUAUCUUGGCUAGAGGGCACUUCUCUGACAGGGUCCUGGAUCUGGUGAUAAAGCGCCAUAU
Messenger RNA from Myripristis murdjan (pinecone soldierfish), 821 nucleotides. Its product is annotated as spermatogenesis-associated protein 7 homolog. Gene Ontology annotation, biological process: microtubule cytoskeleton organization; photoreceptor cell maintenance. The coding region runs from base 29 to 697 and encodes 222 amino acids. NCBI's taxonomy places the organism in Eukaryota, Metazoa, Chordata, Actinopteri, Holocentriformes, Holocentridae. The transcript has a single exon. The record is from RefSeq and is a predicted model, not a curated record. Gene Ontology annotation, cellular component: rod photoreceptor outer segment; axoneme; ciliary basal body.